Ixodes scapularis (black-legged tick) is the source of this 465-nucleotide messenger RNA. RefSeq lists its product as uncharacterized. NCBI's taxonomy places the organism in Eukaryota, Metazoa, Arthropoda, Arachnida, Ixodida, Ixodidae. The record is from RefSeq and is a predicted model, not a curated record. The coding region runs from base 1 to 465 and encodes 154 amino acids. The transcript has 5 exons.
AUGGCCCUGUCGAUCGCCACGCUGACCAUCUCGUUCACGCUGGUGCUGCUGACCUCGGCAUCGCCAGUGAGUCGUUCCUGCGGACCACAACCCGGCAAAAGGGAUAUGAUGUCCAUGCUGACACCGGCUGCGGACAUGUUCAUCGAAUGCUACCGAAACUACGACAAAUAUGGAAUACCUUCUAAGUAUUUAACAAUUGUCCUCCCUUCCCUUUGUGAGAACUACGAUGCGUGCGCUUCGUCCGUUCCCAAAGGAACGCCUGAACGCUCCAAUCUGAUUAUCGACUGCCUUCUGGAAAAGGUCAAGUCAGCCUUGAGCGAGGUGCCCGACCUUCCAGGAGAACCGGAACUUAUUGCAGAUAAACUCUUUGGUUGCAGCCUGAAGAGACCCACCGUCCCAGUUGAAAACAAGAAAAGUUUCUUCAUAUGCGUGCACUGGUACCACGUCGCCAUUUCUAUUGACUAG